Molecule: messenger RNA, 3642 nt
Organism: Thyridium curvatum
Lineage: Eukaryota; Fungi; Ascomycota; Sordariomycetes; Thyridiales; Thyridiaceae
Exons: 5
Coding region: 1-3642 (1213 amino acids)
Biological process (GO): transmembrane transport; carbohydrate catabolic process
Cellular component (GO): fungal-type vacuole membrane
Molecular function (GO): alpha-galactosidase activity; transmembrane transporter activity
Source: RefSeq, a predicted model, not a curated record
AUGAGCAACACAGAGCUAGUGACUAUCGCACGGCCUGAAUUGGCCCGGAGCCCCUCCGCAUAUGAAAGGAGCGACAGAUCAGUGUCACAGCGGCAGCAGCACUAUGUUGAAAGUGAACCAACAGAUGGGAGGGGCGUGGAGCAAGAACUUUCGCCUAUUGAUGGAGGAGCUGCCGCUUGGAAACUUCUUUGCGCUGCCUUUGUCUUCGAGACACUACUCUGGGGGUUCCCCCUCUCUUUUGGCGUCUUCCAGGAGCAUUACUCCAAGAUCCCAGAAUUCGCCGAUAAUCGCUACAUCCCUGUGGUUGGCACCAUCGCCUCGGGGCUUGGCUACCUCGGGGCACCAGUCAUCAUGCCCUUCAUCCAGCGUUAUCAGCGCUGGCAGCGGCAGAUGAUUUGGAUCGGUUGGCCAAUUUGUAUUAUCGGCCUCGCCUUGGGGUCCUUUGCGUCUACGCUGGAGGUGCUGAUUCUCACCCAAGGUGUGGCAUAUGGGCUCGGUUUCCUCAUAUUCUACUACCCUAUUCUAAGCAUGGUGAACGAGUACUGGGUUGCUCGCCGCGGCAUGGCAUACGGUGUCCUUUGCGGUGCGUCUGGUGUUUCCGGGUCGUUUAUGCCUUUCGUUCUUCAAGCACUCCUGGCCAAGUACGGAUACAAGACUACGCUUCGUGCCAUGGCUAUCGCUUUGGCAUUGCUCACGGGGCCAUUUAUCCCUUUCCUAAGAGGCCGUCUUCCUUCUUCAGAGCGAGCCAGUAUACCUAGGAUGAACUGGACAUUCUUUCGCAGUCCCUUAUUCUGGGUGUACUCAACCUCCAACCUGUUACAAGGCUUCGGGUACUUCUUCCCUUCGUUGUACUUGCCCUCUUUUGCAUCAUCACUCGGUCUCGGAGGAAAGAGCGGCGCGCUGCUCCUCGCGCUCAUGAGCGUCUGCCAAGUUGCUGGCCAGUUCAUCUUCGGUAUGCUCUCCGACCGCAGAGUACCGCUGGAUGUCCUGGCUUGCCUAUCGACCAUAGUGGCAGCAAUUGCUUGCCUCACCAUGUGGAGGCUUGCUACCUCUCUCCCCGUCUUGAUCCUGUUUGCCAUCUUGUAUGGGCUCUUCGGCGCAGGGUUCACCGCCAUCUGGGCAAGGAUGAGCACCGCCAUAACCGACGACGUGACAACAGCCCCAAUCGUCUUCAGCCUGCUCAAUUUCGGGAAGGGCAUCGGGAACGUUCUUGCUGGUCCUAUUGGGGGGUUGCUGGUUUCCGACCUGAAUACCGCCGGCACACCGCCCUCCGCCUCGUAUCGUUGGGUCAUCGUUUUCACCGGCGUAUGCAUGCUCGCCAGCGCUUGCACGGUCUUCUUACGACACUCAAAGGCCAUUGCCAGCAUAGGUGUACGUCCAGCCCUUGACAACCACACAAGUCCCAGAUCUGCCUGGCACCAUCUCGACGUCCUCACGAUGCACCUCCCCACGACGGCAGACCCGCCCAUCACGGUCUCAACCUACGAGCAAAACCUAGUGUUCAGUCUCAAUGGUAUCGGCACCUCGUACCAGUUCCACGCUGACCACAACUCUGGCGACCUGGUCUCCAGCCACUUUGGGGGCAGGAUUGACCAGCCCCUGCCGGCUUCCGUCACGGAGCGCGGUACCUAUGCGCAUGAGGACAAGCUGCGUCGCCGCGAGUUCCCAGAGCUCGGCCGCGGCGACUUCCGAGUGCCCGCGGUCCAUGUCCGCCACGCUCAAGGCCAUUCCGCCUCCGACUUCAAGUACCGUUCUCACAGCAUUGUCCCCGGCAAGCCCAGCCUCGAUAGUCUCCCGUGCACGUUUGGGACCGAAGACGAAGUGCAGACCCUCGUUGUCCACAUGCACGACGCCUCCAGCUCUGUGACCGCCGAUCUCUCCUACAGCAUCUUUGCCCGACACGACGCCGUUGUCCGAAGUACGAGGAUUAUAAACUCUGGCAACCACCCCAUCACAAUCGAGAAGCUGGCCAGCUUGAGCUUCGACCUCCCCAUGCCUGCGAGGGUAGGAUACGACAUGGUCGGUCUACACGGCGAGUGGGCGAGAGAAAGACAGCGAGUCCGUAGCAGGAUCCGUCCAGGCGUGCAGAGCUUCGGCAGCGCGCAGGGUGUAUCCUCGCACUGGCACAACCCCUUCUUGGCCGUCUGCUCCGGCGACGCGGGGGAGACUCACGGCGAGAUCUGGGGCAUGGCGCUCGUAUACUCCGGCUCGCACCUCUGCGAAGUCGAGCUUAGCCCCCGCGGAGGAGUCCGGAUAUGCAUGGGGAUGAACCCUCUGUGCCUGUCGUGGCAACUCGCCCCUGGAGAGACACUGACUUCGCCAGAGUGUGUGGUCGUGUAUUCUGAGUCCGGGUUCGGCUACAUGUCGCGCAACCUGCACUCGCUCGUUUGCCACAACCUCGCACGCUCAAAUCACGCCCGACUGCCUCGUCCCUUACUGCUCAACGCCUGGGAGGGCGUCUACUUCAACAUUGACGACAAGAUAAUGUCCGAGAUUGCGAAGCAUUCUGCCGCGCUCGGCGUGAAACUCUUGGUCAUGGACGAUGGCUGGUUCGGGGCUAAAUAUCCCCGCGUCGACGACCGUGCCGGGCUCGGUGACUGGGUGGCCAAUCCAGCGCGAUUCCCAGAGGGGCUGGAUGCGUUCGCUCGCAGGAUCCAAAUCGACCACAAGCUCCAGCUAGGUCUGUGGGUCGAGCCUGAGAUGGUCAGUAUCAGAUCGGCACUCUUUGAGGCCCAUCCAGAAUGGGUGAUGGAUAUCAGGGACCACCCUGCUACGGAAAUCCGCAACCAGUUGAUGCUCAACCUGGGACUCCCCGAGGUCCAGGACUAUAUAAUCGAGGCUAUCUCGGCCUUGCUGCGACCAGGACUCAUAAGCUACAUCAAGUGGGACUGCAACCGCGCCAUCACAGAGAGCCCAUCCCCAGCCAGCCACCACAGGUACAUGCUUGGCCUCUACCGCGUACUGGAACAGCUGACACAGCAGUAUCCCGACGUGUUCUGGGAAGGCUGCGCCGCGGGCGGCGGCCGCUUCGAUCUGGGUAUGCUCCAGUACUUUUGCCAGGUCUGGACCUCGGACAACACGGACGCGCUCGACCGCAUCCACAUCCAGCUCGGCACGUCCCUGGCGUACCCGGCAUCGAGCAUGGGCGCGCACGUGUCGCGGUCACCCAACGAGGAGACCCAUCGGGCCGCGAGCCUGUCCUUCCGCGCGCACGUCGCCAUGAUGGGGGCGGGCUUCGGCGUCGAGCUCGAUCCCCGACGGCUCUCUGACGAGGAGCGGGCGGAGCUGCCAGGCCUCCUCGAACUUAGUGGGAGGGUGAACCCUAUAGUUGUUGAGGGCGAUAUGUAUCGACUCAAUCAGGCUGAGAGCCGGGACGGCGGAGGCGGCGACAUCUCCAACUUCCCCGCCGUUCUGUUCGUAUCUGAGGAUGGCGCGCGGGCGGUACUCUUCAUGUUCCAGAUCCGGUUGACGAUGGUACAAGACCGCCCGACUAUACGCCUCCAGGGCCUGGAGCCACGCGCGCAGUACACGCUGGAGGGGAGGGGCCAAUAUUCCGGACUGACCUUGAUGAAUGCUGGAGUCGUCCCGAAGUUCAAGAAAGAUCUGGACAGUGAGCUUGUCCUUAUUUCUCGGGUAGCAUGA